Molecule: messenger RNA, 1578 nt
Organism: Closterium sp. Yama58-4
Lineage: Eukaryota; Viridiplantae; Streptophyta; Zygnematophyceae; Desmidiales; Closteriaceae
Source: the annotation of a GenBank genome assembly
AUGGCGGCGCCCGCAGAGCGGCGCGCGGAGAAGCGGGUUCCGCGGUGCAUCAAGUGCCGCGUGGCAGACGCGGCGGCGCUGGUGAAUCAGACGGAGGCGCUGUGCGCGGCGUGUCUGCGCGGCGCGCUGCUGGGGAAGUUCAAGUCGGCCGUGAAUGGCGGCAAGCUGGUGGCCAAGGACGAUCACGUGCUGCUCGCCUUCUCCGGCGGCGCCGCCUCCAGGUGCGCGCUUGACUUUCUCCUCGCCAUACAGUCACCCCUCCUUCACUCACAAGGAGCCGCGCCGCUCGGCGCGCAAGGGGCGGCGGCGAGGGGGCGCAUUCCGUUCCGCCUCUCCGUUGCCUACGUGGACGAGCGCGUGGCGGUGGGGAAUGACCUUCUGCCACGUGGCACUGCUGACGGGCUGGCAAGCGAGCUGCGGGACAUCGUGCGCGACGCUGUGGCGGCGCACAGAGGCGCACGCGACUGCAGCGGGGGCGAUUGCGGGGAGGGGGGAGGGCGAGGGGCGGCGAGGGAGGCGGGGAUGGGGGCGGAGAGGGGGGGCGCGAACGACGUGGCAUUCCACGUGGUGCGGCUGGAAAGCGCGCUGGCGGAUGGGGAGGGUGCGCCCAUGGAGGGUGACGGGGGAGAGGGGGAGAGCAGGGCGGAGGGGCUGGCGGCACGACUGGAGGCGGUGGUGGGCGGGGCAGCGGAGGCCACGGGCAGGGAGGACGUGGUGGCGACACUGCGCAUGGACGCGCUGAUGCUGUUGGCGCAGCGGGUGCAGUGCAGCAAGGUGGUGGUGGGCAGCACGGCCACUCGCCUCGCAGCGCAUGUCAUCGCCGCCACCGCUAAGGCGCAGGGCUAUGCACUACCAGCGGACCUGGCAGUGUGGGACGCACGUCGCGGCGUGCCUGUGGUGCGGCCGCUGCGCGACUGCUCUCUGCGCGACCUCGCCCUGCUCGCGCACCUCUCCCGCCUCCGCACCGCCUCCCUCGCCACUCGUGCCUCCCUGCGGGGGGGCGCAGGGGGCGGGGCAGCCGGGGGCGCGGGGAGCAUCAAUGCGCUGGCGGCGUCGUUUCUGGAGGGGAUGCAGAGGGAGAGCAGCGGGCGCCAGUUCACCGUCACUCGCACCGCCCUCAAACUGCAACCCUUCCCCUUCAACCUCCCGCCCUCCCUCGCACUCCCUUCCCCCACGGCUGCUGACAACCCCCCUUCGCCCCUCUGCGCCAUCUGCCUCGCCCCCCUCCCCCCGCCUGCUCUCGCCCCCCCACCCCCGCCUGACCCCCCUGCGUCUGCUGUUACUUCACCAGCCGCCGCCCCUGCCCCACCCCUACACCCCCCCACUACCCCUCUGUGCUGCAGCUGCCGCUGGGGCGUGGUGGGAGCAGGGGGGCGGGUGGGGGCAAGGGCCGGGGAAGGUGGAGCAGAAACGGCAAGGGAGAACGGGGAGGGAGGACGGGGGAAGGCGGAGGAGGGAGGAAAGGUAGCAGGUGCGGGCAGAGCAGGGGGGGUGGCGGGGCUGCCAGAGGCGUUUCUGGCGCGGGGCAGGGCGGGCAGUGCCAGCUAUGCUCACUGGCUCAGGCAAUGCGAGAGGUGA